Molecule: messenger RNA, 2359 nt
Organism: Paramormyrops kingsleyae
Lineage: Eukaryota; Metazoa; Chordata; Actinopteri; Osteoglossiformes; Mormyridae
Gene: cnga2a
Product: cyclic nucleotide gated channel subunit alpha 2a
Biological process (GO): monoatomic cation transmembrane transport
Cellular component (GO): intracellular cyclic nucleotide activated cation channel complex; plasma membrane
Molecular function (GO): cGMP binding; intracellularly cGMP-activated cation channel activity; protein-containing complex binding
Source: RefSeq, a predicted model, not a curated record
AUGACCGGACAGGUGGCGGAGAGCUCGGACCUUUCAGUGCACAGGCUCUCAGUGAAGACGUCCAUGGAAGAGGAGUCUGAGAGAGCCGACAGCACCAUGAGCUGUGUGCACUCUGUGUGUGACGACACAUGCUCUGAGCUGCAGAGGGUGGGCACCAUCGAGGCCCAGGGCCUGAACUCCGACAGAUCUUUCCGUGGAAGGGGAGCCAUGUCACGCCUGGUAGGCAUGGUGAUCACGCUGAGGGAAUGGGCCCACAAGAGCUUGCUAGAGGAGGAGGAACAGCGUCCCGACUCAUUCCUGGAGAGGUUCCGCGGGCCUGAGCUGCAGGUCGCGCCCAGUCGCAUCAGCAACAGCCAACCCGACGGCAGCAGCACCAAAAUCAACCGACCCAAAAAGAAGUCUAAUGUGUUCAUCCUGGCACCAGCAGAUGACAUGUAUUACCGGUGGCUCUUCGUAAUUGCGACGGCUGUACUAUAUAACUGGUGCUUCCUAGUGGCCAGGGCCUGCUUUGAUGAGCUACAGACGGAAGGCUUCAUCCUGUGGCUGGUGCUGGACUACCUCUCUGAUGCAGUCUACAUCCUAGACUCCUGUGUUCGGCUGCGCACUGGGUUCCUGGAGCAGGGCUUGCUAGUGAAGGACUUGCUGAAAUUACGGGACAACUACAUCCACACAACCCAGUUCAAACUGGACACGCUCUCCAUCCUACCGACGGACCUAGCUUACAUCAUCCUGGGCAUACACAAGCCACAGCUGCGAUUCAACCGACUGCUUCGAUUCUCCCGUCUGUUCGAAUUCUUUGACCGCACUGAGACACGCACCAACUACCCCAAUAUAUUCCGCAUCUGCAACCUAGUGCUCUACAUCCUGGUUAUCAUACACUGGAAUGCCUGCAUCUACUUUGCCAUCUCCAAGUCACUGGGCUUCGGCUCUGAUACCUGGGUGUACCCCAACAUCACCGACCCUGAAUUCAGUUCACUGACCCGUGGAUACAUCUACUGUCUGUACUGGUCCACACUCACCCUAACCACAAUUGGGGAGAUGCCUCCACCUGUCCGGGAUGAGGAGUACCUCUUUGUAGUCUUUGACUUCCUUGUGGGCGUGCUGAUCUUUGCUACCAUCGUGGGAAAUGUGGGUGCAAUGAUCUCGAAUAUGAAUGCCACACGGGCAGAGUUCCAGUCUCGCAUUGAUGCCAUCAAGCACUACAUGCAGUUCCGCAAGGUGAGCAAGGACCUAGAGGCGCGCGUCAUCAAGUGGUUCGACUACCUUUGGACCAACAAGAAGACAAUGGAUGAGCAGGAGGUGCUGAAGAAUCUGCCCAACAAGCUCCGGGCUGAAAUCGCCAUCAAUGUGCACCUGGAGACGCUGAAGAAGGUGCGCAUCUUCCAGGACUGCGAGGCCGGUCUGUUGGUGGAACUCGUCCUGAAGCUGCGACCACAGGUCUUCAGUCCCGGUGACUAUAUCUGCCGCAAGGGUGACAUUGGCAAAGAGAUGUACAUCAUCAAGGAGGGUCGGCUGGCAGUGGUCGCGGAUGAUGGUGUCACUCAGUUCGCUACACUGACAUCGGGAAGCUGCUUUGGUGAGAUUAGUAUCCUCAACAUUCAGGGCAGCAAGAUGGGUAACCGCAGGACCGCUAACAUCCGUAGCAUCGGCUACUCGGACCUCUUCUGCCUUUCCAAGGAUGACCUUAUGGAGGCAGUGAUGGAAUACCCAGAUGCCAAGAAGGCACUGGAGGAACGGGGCCGGGAGAUCCUGCUGAAAGAAGGUUUGCUGGAUGAGAACAUGGGGGCAGGGCUAGGCGGGGAGGAGAUGGAGGAAAAGGUAGAGCGGCUAGAGGCCUCGCUGGACACCCUCCAGACCCGGUUUGCCAGGAUGCUCGGCGAGUACACGGCCACACAGCAGAAGCUUAAGCAGCGGCUCACUCAGCUUGAGUGCCAAAUGCGCUGCACCGGCAGCGGCCUACUGUCUGACGCUGAUGGCAACGAGAGCAGCUGCGAUGCAGACGGCACAUGCAGCGAGGCGCACAGCCUGCUGUAAACAUAUCCGCUUUCAUCCCUAUAGUAUCCAAUCUUCACAACGCACGGUGCAGGGGAUACCCUGAAUGGGACACCUGUCCAAUCCGAAGCAGACACAUGCAUAACAGGCAAUAUAGAGCCACCGAUUCUCCUAAAACACAAACCUUUGGAUUUUGGAAAGAAACUGGAUCAUCUGGAGGAAACCCAGUUUGGGUUACUGCAUUUUGUACACAGAUACAGUAAUGACAGUCUUUCUCUCCUACAUCCGGCAAAACCACACACAUAAGAACAUAAGAAAUUUACAAACGAGAGGAGGCCAUUCGGCCCAUCAAGCUCGUUUGGGGAGA